Molecule: messenger RNA, 4094 nt
Organism: Phragmites australis (common reed)
Lineage: Eukaryota; Viridiplantae; Streptophyta; Magnoliopsida; Poales; Poaceae
Product: ATP-dependent DNA helicase Q-like 4A
Exons: 26
Coding region: 209-3847 (1212 amino acids)
Biological process (GO): double-strand break repair via homologous recombination; DNA replication
Cellular component (GO): chromosome; nucleus; cytoplasm
Molecular function (GO): ATP binding; four-way junction helicase activity; nucleic acid binding
Source: RefSeq, a predicted model, not a curated record
CUUCCCGUUGCCCCAAACACCAAACACUCCUGCCAGAGCUCUGCGGCUCGCUCGCUUGAUCUCUCCAGCCGCCGCCGCCGCCGCCCGCAACCAUUUCCGCACGGGAGGAGGACGCCGUCAAACGCUCCCGCGAACCGCAUUCUCAAGUGCCUCGGCCUCGGCCUCAGCCUCCGCAGCCAGCCUCUUCGGCCGCAGCCUUGAUGGUUUCAUGCUUCGGAUGCAAGGCAGAAAAAAGCUCAAUGGUGGGUCCAGUUGCGAUGAAAAGGCACCAAGGGUCAACUGGCCACACCAUGCAAAUGCUAUUCAAAGCUCCUCUAGCAAAGAUGACUUUCUGAGUUCAAGUUUUUUGUUCUCUUUGCCAACACAAAGGCCUAAUCCAGAAGCAAAUCGUGAGAUUAUGCUUUCUUUAAGGUCUUCUGCUUGUAAAAUCCAAGGCCCAGAACGCCUUCAAGUUCCAUGGAUUGAGAAGGCCUGGCGUUCUCUGUGCAGCACUCAGGUUGCCUGCAAGAGUUAUUUAAGUCCUGGUUUAUCUGCAAAAGUGAAAGAUUGUGAUAAGGGUUGUGCUCGUACUUAUGGAGAAGGUUCAAAUAACAUUAACAAAAUGGCCACUGUGCCAGGAAAUAGGAUUCUCUCCCAGGAAAGGUUUCAUGAACCCACUGAAAGUGGUUCUCUGGAGAACAGCAACCAUCAACCUGCUGGCAUCAACUCCUGUGCACGGACUUACCGAAGCAAUCAUGUAGUUCAGGCAGAUAUCAUUAGAACAACAAAUCGGUGCAGUUUUACAAGAACCAAUGCUGAAAUACACCAGACUGCUCCAGUUGCGGAUAACAUGUGCACUGAUGAUAAAUUGGAUACCAUGGAUGAUGAUGAUAUUCUGGCGUUUAUGUUUCAGAGUAUUGAUGUGGACCGAAUAGUUAUGGAACAUUAUCAAGCAACAAAUACGCCCAUAGGAUCAGCAUCCCAUAAUAUGUCAACUCCAUCAGGAAAUACGUGUAACUUCAGUGGCUUGGAUGAGAACAAUUUACCACAAGAACUCUCUGAACUAUGCAAUCAUCAUUGCAUGCUAGCUUUUUGCCCAGAAGCAAUGGUUCAUUUGCAGGAGAUGAAGGAUAAGCUCAUUGCAGUAUCCAAUGAACUUCUUGAUGGUGAUGGUAAACUCAACCCUCAACACUCCGAAGAGCUUCGUCAAAAGAGAGUGCAUCUAAACAAACAGAUUCAGCUGCUCGGGGAGUAUAUGGCACAGUCAACCCAAAAUGAGGAGAGACAGAGAUCACACUCUAUGGCAUCCACACCAGCUAUAUAUGGGCAUCACCCCCCUAUGACCCCACAUAACACUUUUUUAAUGGAUAAUGAUAGAUUCCAAUCUCAGGUUUACACCAGGAAUGGACCAGGGAACAGUGAUUUAUGCUAUUCUCCUGCCCCAGAUAACCUAAGCGCGCCAUUAAAUUCUGUAUCGAGAGAUUAUGCCCCGAGGAUUAUAGAUGUUAACUACACCGAAGGUUCUGAUGAUAAAAGGUGGGGCAGUACAAAUUUUCCGUGGACUAAGGAACUUGAGGCCAAGAACAAAAACAAGUUUGGAAACCGUUCUUUCCGUCCAAAUCAGCGAGAAAUAAUCAAUGCCACAAUGAGUGGGAAUGACGUUUUUGUUUUGAUGCCAACUGGUGGUGGGAAAAGUUUGACCUAUCAGCUUCCAGCUCUUAUUAGUGAGGGAAUAACAUUAGUAGUUUGUCCCCUUGUCUCACUCAUCCAAGACCAGAUCAUGCACUUGUCACAGGCAAAUAUUCCUGCAACUUAUCUGAGUGCCAACAUGGAGUGGCCUGAACAGCAAGAGAUAUUAAGAGAGGUAAUGUCAUGCCACUACAAGUUGUUGUAUGUCACUCCAGAGAAAAUAGCAAAGAGUGAUGCUCUUUUGAGACUAUUGGAAAAUGUAUAUUCACGAGGGCAUCUUUCAAGAAUUGUUAUUGAUGAAGCUCAUUGUGUAAGCCAGUGGGGUCAUGAUUUCCGACCUGACUACAAGAAUUUAGGUCUUUUAAAACAAAAAUUCCCAAAGACACCAGUCCUGGCCUUGACGGCAACAGCAACUGCUAGGGUUAAGGAAGAUGUUGUUCAAGCUUUAGGCCUCGAAAAUUGUUUUGUUUUCAGACAAAGUUUUAAUCGUCCAAAUCUGAGGUAUUUUUUAAGGCCCAAGACAAAGAAGUGCCUCGAGGAUAUUGAUAGCUUUAUCCGCACAAAUCAUCUUAAAGAAUGUGGCAUCAUAUAUUGCCUUUCAAGAAUGGAUUGCGAAAAAGUGGCUGAAAAACUAAGGGAAUGUGGACACAUAGUAGCGCAUUAUCAUGGUAGCAUGGAUCCUGUGGAUAGAACACGUGUACAAAAGAAGUGGAGUAUGGAUAAGAUCAACAUAAUCUGUGCUACAGUUGCAUUUGGGAUGGGUAUUAAUAAACCUGAUGUUCGUUUUGUUAUUCAUCAUUCACUGCCCAAGUCAAUUGAAGGAUAUCAUCAGGAGUGUGGACGUGCUGGUAGAGAUGGGCAACCUUCAUCUUGUGUGCUAUAUUACCAGUAUUCUGACUAUAUUCGUCUCAGGCACAUGCUUACACAAGGAGUUGCAGAACAACCAGCAGCACCACGUGGAGGCUAUUCGUCUUCACAUGAGCAGGCACUUGAAACACAUAAGGAGAAUCUCCUGCACAUGGUCAGUUACUGUGAAAACGAUGUGGACUGCAGACGUCUACUUCAACUGAUCCAUUUUGGUGAGAUGUUUGAUCCCUCACUUUGUGCAAAAACCUGUGAUAACUGCUUGAAAGAGUUGAGAUGGGUUGAGAAAGAUGUCACCAACAUUGCUAGACAAUUGGUUGAACUGGUCACUAUGACAGGGCAGUCAUAUUCAUCUUCUCACAUUCUUGAAGUUUACAGAGGUUCUUUGAGCCAAAUUGUCAAGAAGCAACGUCAUGAUAAUUUGACUCUUCACGGAGCUGGGAAGCAUCUAGCUAAAGGUGAGGCAGCUAGGAUAAUGCGAUAUUUAGUAACUGAGGGAAUGCUUAUUGAGGAUGUCAAAAAGAGCGACAACAUAUAUGGAUCAAUAUCAUCUGUCCUAAAGGCCAAUCAUCCGAAAGCUAGUGAUCUUCGCUCUGGCAAGCAAAGCAUUGUCCUAAAGUUCCCCACUCCUGGGAAUGCCCCCAAGAUGGGGAAACUUGAUGAAUCAUCGUUUCAGCAAAUUAAUAAGACUGUUCAACAGCAAAGUGAGGUGGAUGAGAAUCUUGCGUCGAUGCUCUACCAUGCUUUACUUUGCCUUAGGGGUCAGAUAAUGGAUGAGUGUAAUGAAGGAUAUAAUGCAUACCACAUAUUCAAAACGGACACAUUGAGGGAAAUGAGCAUCCGAGUACCAAGAACAAAAGAAGAGCUUUUGGAGAUAAACGGCAUCGGCAAGGCGAAGAUCAAGAAGUACGGGGACCGAGUGCUUGCAGCCAUAGAGGACUUCCUCAGCAAACACCCAAACCCAAGGAAGAACAUCAGCGGCAAUGAGCACACCGAAGCAGCAAAGAAGCGAAGAGGCUGCACCACCGCUAAUGCGUUAAGUAACGGCGACGACUUGGAAGAACGCACGGUUCAGUCCAAGAAGCGCGUGGCAAAGACGACGCGGGGCACCAAGCAGGGAGUGUCCGAUGCCGCGAGCAUGGUCCACGGCGCCCGGUGUAUGGAUGCCGAUCUGGAUGGGUUUGACGACGAGCUGUGCAGUGUCCAAAAUCCUGUGGCUUCCGGUAGGGUUCUGCCGAAGUGGGCACCCGGCAAAGCCAAGGCCAACCAGGUCCCCGCUUCUAACUUAUUCCAAGAAUUUGGAUAUGUCAGGUAGGAGUUGUGGGCUACCAGUAAGAUGUUAGGGUGCUGGGCAUAUGGUAGUCCAUCUCUUCCAGGAUAGUUCACGGAGCAAAUUAUAGCAUGCAUGGCAGUAGUGCAAGUGGCUUCUGCGAUUGAUAAUUCGCAGUGUAUCAUCUCCUAUCGACCACUCUUAGCUCCUUUUCUGUUCAUGCUUAGCUCCAAUUCAUUCUCUCUCUCUCUCUCUCUCUCUCUCUCUCUCUCUCUCUCUCUCUCUCUCUCUC